Molecule: messenger RNA, 2233 nt
Organism: Cucurbitaria berberidis CBS 394.84
Lineage: Eukaryota; Fungi; Ascomycota; Dothideomycetes; Pleosporales; Cucurbitariaceae
Product: glycoside hydrolase family 47 protein
Exons: 2
Coding region: 169-1959 (596 amino acids)
Biological process (GO): N-glycan processing; carbohydrate metabolic process
Cellular component (GO): endoplasmic reticulum; Golgi membrane
Molecular function (GO): mannosyl-oligosaccharide 1,2-alpha-mannosidase activity; calcium ion binding
Source: RefSeq, a predicted model, not a curated record
UAAGAAAUGCUGACGAUUGUUGAUCAGCGGCUGACUAGCAGGGAUGCAUUACCACCACGACUACCCUCAUGCUUCUCGUCGCUCUAUGCAGUCACAUCCAGCGAUGAGGAGCUUACUUUUACCGGAAUUGUAUAUAUAUUGUUAUAGCUGCGGUUCCUGGCCGAAACAAUGCCACGUGUACGCACUCGACACAUAGCCAUCUGCGCAUUUAUCGUUCUCUGGAUUUAUUACUUUCUCCCGAGAGACGAAGCACUCACAUACGUCCACAACUACGGCCAUAGAGGAUCCCAUGGCUCAGCAGUGGCAUUGGCACGGUACAUGAACGAUUACCCCCCACAUAUCACCGCAACGCAAAGUAGCUUCGACUGGAGCUCUGUAAACUUCACCUACCCACCCAGACUCACGCCUAAGCUACCUGCUCCUUUCACGAAACGUCCGCGCAUACAACACAAUUUCAAGCGAGAUUCGCGCCCCGUGGCCGCGGUACAAGAACAAAGGCGGAUAGAAGUCAAACGAGUAUUUCGGAAGAGCUGGACAAGUUACAGGAGUCAGGCAUGGAUGAAGGACGCUUUAAAGCCUAUAAGUGGAGAGUAUGUGGACCAAUUCUCUGGGUGGGCAGCAACGCUGGUAGACAGCUUGGACACGUUAUGGAUGAUGGGAAUGCGCGAUGACUUCUACGAGGCUGUCGAGGCUGUGGCCACGAUUGACUUUGGAAAGUCCACGGCACCCUCGGUCAACACAUUUGAGACGUGCAUACGAUAUCUGGGCGGGCUCCUUGCAGCGUACGAUCUCAGUGGACACGAGGUAUUGAAGACGAAGGCGAUCGAAAUAGGAGAUCUGCUGUAUGCUGGUUUUAACACUAAGAAUGGGAUGCCAGUUGACUUUAUGAACUUUGAGGAUGCGAAAAAAGGAGGAGGGUUGACGGUGGAAGGCCAGGUGGUCAGCGCAAGUCCUGGAACGAUCACCCUAGAGUUCAGCAGAUUGAGCCAGAUUACAGGAGAUGGCAAAUACUACGCUGCGGUAGCCCAUCUGAUGGACGUAUUCCACCAGGGUCAGCAUGAUACAGAACUUCCGGGGAUGUGGCCAAUGUACGUUUCCAUGAGCGAAAAAGAUGUCGUCACCGGGCACCAAUUCUCUAUCGGAGGGAAUGCAGACUCGCUAUAUGAAUAUCUACCAAAGGCCCAUGCGUUGCUAGGCUCAGUGGAUCCUAGCUCCAAGAUGUAUGAGAUCAUGUCUCGAGCCUUUAUGGAUACUGCGAUGAACAACCUGUUCUUUGCACCCAUGACACCAGGAAGCGAAGACAUCCUCAUCUCAGGAAACGUCGAUGUCCUAGCCGACGGUCCCACGCUCGACCCCGAAAGCGAACAUCUCUCGUGCUUCAUUGGAGGUCUCUAUGCACUCGGAGGGCGCCUAUUCAACAGCGACGAAUACCUCGACACUGGAGCAAAGCUGGCUCGCGGAUGCGCAUACGCCUACAAAUCCUUCCCCACGGGCAUAAUGCCAGAACGCUACAACAUGGUCCUCUGCCCUGGUCCAGAUCGACGGAUACCCUGCACCUGGGAUGAGGUGCGCUAUGCCGAAGAAGCCGCGAAGCGUUCUCAGUACAAAUCAGACCUACCAAAGGGCUUCACAACUGCCAAAGAUCCUCGCUACCUACUUCGCCCCGAAGCUAUUGAGUCUGUCUUCAUUCUCUGGCGCAUCACAGGUGAUCCGGUCUGGCGCGAGACAGCCUGGGAGAUGUUCCAGGCAGUAGCCAAUGCAACAGACACGCAGUAUGCGAAUGCAGCAAUCAUGGACGUGAAUGUCGUUGGAUCACGGCAGGAGGACUAUAUGGAGAGCUUUUGGAUGGCGGAGACGUUGAAGUAUUUUUAUCUGUGCUUUGCAGAUACGGAGUUGAUCAGCUUGGAUGAUUUUGUAUUGAACACUGAGGCGCAUCCGUUUCGGUUAUCCAGGGGGUGAGGUUUGGCGAACAAGUAUAUCCGCAACAUGAGCUCAUGUUCAAUGUCUAGACUCACAACAUCAUCCGAAGCUCGAUCUGUGCGCGCUGACGAAUUUAUCGAAACGGAACUCGGGUGACCCACUCUUCAUGGUGGGUCGAGCAUGUGGCGAUGUGGCGGCUGUGAGCCACGAUUGGUGUACCUGACCCACGGAUACGAAACUGACUGUUUAGCGUGGCGCCCCUUGGUUAAGCUUCCACACCACGCAACGAUCUCAGUUCUUCCCUUCUUCAUUC